Cryptomeria japonica (Japanese cedar) is the source of this 5847-nucleotide messenger RNA. RefSeq lists its product as uncharacterized. Bases 16 to 5637 code for a protein of 1873 amino acids. The record is from RefSeq and is a predicted model, not a curated record. Gene Ontology annotation, molecular function: protein binding. The transcript is spliced from 13 exons. NCBI's taxonomy places the organism in Eukaryota, Viridiplantae, Streptophyta, Pinopsida, Cupressales, Cupressaceae.
AAGAUAAAGAUUAACAUGGCGUUGAGAAAGUUGGGAAGGUGUUGCCGAACAGGCCCAACAGACCGUUUGGCAACCGUGGAAGAAGCGAAAGAUAAUCUGGAAUGGAUAAAGCGUAGUAAUCUGUUAGGGAAAUGGGAAAGAGCCCGUCUUCUAGAUGGCUGGAUCGGAGGCGCUGGUUAUGACUUCCAUCUCCAAGUGGGUUUCAGAAGCUGUCUUGGAUACAUGUUAGUCGUUGAGUCUUCGACCCCCGAUAUAGUCAGCACAGAUAACAGGAAUGCGGCCCUGUAUUCUAAGGUUCCCAAAUUGAGCAAAGAGGGAAGGAGUGCUGCUUUGUUUUUGUGCUGUGAAGAUUGGAAUUUCGAGGUCAUCAACUGGUUGAUUGAGGGCCAGAAAGGAGGAGGUCGCACUUGGGGGAUUGCAAUAAAUGAAGGCGACGAAGCAGAAGCAGCAAGCAAAGUAGUAAGCGCAGUGGCCAGGGAGUUGCAAGGUGUACGUUCAAAGAGCAGAGUGCCAAAACUGGAAUUUUCGUGCGCUUCUAUGAGAGACUUGACGAACGGAAUUCAAGAGUCCGUGCGUGAUAAAAGUGAAAGCUAUAUUUUAUCAAAGGCGUUAUUCUCGACAGAGCUCCUGGAUAUUGGUGAUCAAUGUUGGGAAGAAAUGGGUUUGACGGAGGAUUUGGAGAGGUUUCGAGAGCUUGGUUUCGAAACAAGCGAGGAGACGACUUGGGAGGGCGUUGCUGAUACAGUCUGGUAUGUUGCGGCAGACACCAUGGCUGUUGUGAUCGUAUCAGAGUGCUGCAAAAUCCAUAAUGAUUCGGUGAUGCAUCCUGAUCCACUAGCAGAGAGAACGCCCAUGGACGAUCACGCGUUUGCCGCAUUCCUAAUUGCCUACGCUUACGAGCUCUUAUACGGAACCUUUUAUGGCGCGGAUAGUUUAUGGAAGUUCGUAAAAGCAGCGGCAACAGAGGCCAGCGGAGUUUGCGAUCUGUUUAAUGAGAUUUUACGUGACCGAGGGUUCGGAACAUUCAGCUAUAAUGGUAAGUAUGAUGUUGUUAACACCUUUCUUGUUCAGGCGGCAAAGAAAGGCGAUGUGUAUUUGGUAGAAAGGCUCCUAGACAGUGGGCUACAGCCCUCCGAAACAGAUGAUGAAAGAGGAAAAACAGCAUUGCACCAUGCAGCAAAACUAGAUGAUGAAAUCAAGGGACUUGAUAUUGCAAGAAAGCUGCUUACAAAAGAAAGCAGCCUUGCAAAUUCAGUUGACCAUAAAAUGAGGACUCCUCUACACAGAGCCGCUUUUUCUGGUCACGCAAGCAUGUGUCGACUCCUCCUCCAACACAAGGCAAGUGUGACUUCGUUGGACGAGAAUGGUCAGACUCCACUACACCAUGCGCUUGUUCGCAAGCAGCCAAAUGAAGAGGUUGUUCGUUUUCUGAUUUCAGCGAAAGCAGAAGACAAUGUUGAAAGGAGCGCGCACUUGGUGGAUGUGGAGGACAAGAAUGGAAAGACGCCUUUGCAUUUUGCUAUUGAGUAUCAAGACACCAAUGUGAGAAUGGUCGUGUGGCUGCUGUCUCUGUCCAUUCAACCACAACCUUAUUUUAAGAAACUGCAUCUUUCAUCGUAUCUGCGUGAGUCUUCGCGAAUGAGCUAUUUAAAACUUGUUCAACAGCUUCUGAAUGAAGGAGCCGAUCCUCUCGACCCAGACGAUGAAGGGAAGACAACAUUCCACUACGCUGCCGAGGGCGCAAGUGACGAGGUGGCAUGUAAACUUAUUUUAGGACUACUGUAUAGUGGCAUAAACGUUGAGAGGGCAACAGCGUGUGAUAAAUAUGGCAGAAACGUGCUUCAUGUCGCAGCUUUCGUUGGACACAAAUUGCUUUGUCGCGAGCUUUUACAACAAAUCCCGAGCAUAGAUAUGAAGGAUCGUGAUGGUCAGAGUGCUAUUUAUUAUGCAGUCGCUGGAGCUCAUGACAACAGCGAGGUUUUAGACGAGUUCAUUUUCACAGCACAAGGUACAAAUCCAGUUUUUCUCAAAGAUGACAGCCAAACAACGCCUUUGCACGUGGCUGCUGAGAAAGGCAACACAAAAAUGGUGGAAAAGCUUCUUUCAAAGAGAGUGAUUUCAGGACAAGAGCGCAAUAAAUAUGUAGGGGCAAAAGAUGUGCUGGAUCAAACAGCACUGCAUAAAGCGGCAAGUGGGGGGCACAAGAAAAUUGUUAGCAAGCUGCUUAAUGAGGGGGCGCGUCCGUUAGAAGAACGUGAUUGCGAUGGCAAAACAGCUCUGCAUUACGCCGCUCAAGCAGAAAAUGAUGAUGAUGCUUUGGCAAUAGCUAAAUUGCUUUUAGGCAAAUGUGAAUCUGAGAAACACAGAAGCCUGCUUCUGUUUGCUUCUGCUGUUGGAAUAGGUUCUGCAGAAAAAAGUUUAAGCUCCGAUUCAAAGAUCAAGAGAUAUCUUGAGAAGAGAAAAAGAGAAAUACUAAGAACACCAGAGCAGGAGAAUUUGCUUAGGGUUGCAGCUACAGUGGGCAAUGUGGAUAUGACGAGGGAGCUCCUCACCAGGGGCGCAAACAUGGCUCUCAUUCGCAGUAAGAAUUGGAUCGCCUCUCUUUCAAAAGAAGAACGAAAAAAUGUCGAAGAUGUUCUCAAGCAAAUUGACCAUAUUAUUGAACAAGGAACAGACAAACCGGCCCUGUUAGAUAAUCUUGGACGAAGUGCGUUUGCGAAUGGUCUGGCUGCAUUAUUUUUGAAUCCUUUUGUGAAAUCCCCCAUUACUGUGGGAAUCUCAGGAGAAUGGGGGAUGGGAAAGUCAAGCGUGAUGGUGCAGACAGAGUGUAUUCUUAUAAAGACAGCGGCUCAGUUAGCGUUCUCAAAUUCAAUUCCAAAAGAAGAUGAUUAUCCUGGAGCAAGCAAAUCAAAUUUAUCUGCAAAAGGAGAAGCCAGGCGUAGGAGAGUAGCAAAUGCAUUGGGGAGGUUAUUGACAACGAAAGGUAAAGAGACACGACUGGAUGCAAAAGACGGCCAGCCAAAGCUAACUCUUAUGCACAAGUUUAGAAUGUUUAUUAAACGGGUAUUCAGUAAGGCAAAGGACACCUCAACAAAGGUGUUGGAUGAGUUCAUAGGAAAUUAUCAACCUAAAUAUCAUGAAAUUUUUAAAUCUCUGGCUGUUAUGGACCGACACGAUAUGUUUGAAAAUAAGGAAGAAGAGGAAGAAAGUGGAUCUAAAAGUAAAAGUCAUGGAUUCGCGGGUGCAAUACCAUGGGAGGAGGACUCCGUGCAGGGCAAUACACCGUCUAUUUUGACGGUACGUUAUAAUGCUUGGCAAUACAGGAAUGAAUCCGAGGCAUGGGCGGGGCUAGCAGUAGAAAUCACAAAACAAUUGGAAGCGACAAUGACGGUGGCGCACAAGCUGAGAACUAGUUGGAGAUAUAAUUGGAAAACCCGUAGAAACAAUAUCUGCUUAGGAGUGAUCAUCCCAUGCUUUCUUGCAGUAUUAGUGGCCAUCUGGUUCACUGCCAUUGUAUGGUUGCUGCUUGAUAGAGUCCAAAAUAAAGAUAUAAAAGAUCUUAAAUAUGGAAGUCUACCAGCAUCGGUGAUUGUAGCUGUUUGGGCUAUGGUAAAGUCAGUCAUGUCUGUUGUGAAACCUAUUAGUUCUCAAGUUGUGGAUUAUAUAUGUCUGCCAGACCAUAGCCAAAAGCUUGGCUAUCAUCAGAAGGUUAUUUUUGAUAUCAAUUUUUUGAAAGAACAACUCGGUUAUAGAGCCUCCUGGUUCUGGAAGCUGUUCGCUUUAAUAUGGUGCUGCAUUACAUUGAGUUGGGAUGAGAAUUAUGUUCCAGCAACACUGAUUCCUAAGAUGCCCCCUGCAUUCAAGGAUAAUCUUAGAAUAGUAGUCUUCGUUGAUGAUCUCGAUCGUUGCCAAGAAAAUGUAAUUCUGCAGAUAUUAUCAGCAGUGAACAUGGUUUUGGCUGCUUGCGAGAUUAAUGUAAUCUUGGGCAUGGACAAGAGCAUGAUCGAGAGGGCAAUAAUAAAAAAGUUUGGGGACAAGAAUAGCAAAUCUAAUAAGUUCAAUCAGGACUUAGCAGACAAAUAUCUAAGGAAGAUAAUUCAGCUGCCACUAGACCUACCCGACCCUAGUAACUCAGAGUCCAAGAAUUUUUUGCAAGGCCAGCUAGGUAUGUGGGAUAAUAGAGAAGGGUCUACCAACCCAAAAGCACAAACAGAAGUACAUAAUACUUUUGGGCGUAGAAAAGUAAAUCCAAAGUUUCAAAUUGGAACUUCAAUUCCAAAGAAAACUAAGCUAGGUAGAGGAGAAACAAUGAAACCUUUGGCAGAAUCUGAAGCUAAACAAGAAAGAGGCUACAGCUUUUCAGACAUGGCCCAACAAGGAAUUGUAAAAACGGAACGGCAAGAAACAAUUGAGAAAUCAGCAAAAGGCUCGGGAUUGGAAGAAACAAUGAUUGAGAUAGCUGAGACAAUCGACAAUGAACUGUCAGUCAAAAGCCUCGCAGGUGAGAAUAAGCAGAUGGCAGCUGUUGAGCAACUGCCACAAGACAAGGACAGUGAGGGAAGUCUAGUCAAGGAUCGUCUUUCUCCAUCUCCAAUAACAACUGAAAUGCUUAUCCCCAAGUAUAGCGAAGGAGAAAAGAAUGCGUUUUGCUUUCUUCAUACUCGGUCCACACGCAGCAGACGACUUCCCCGAGAGUGGAAAUGUUUGUUGACAUACCAUCGGCUAGCAUGGAAUAUUUUGUCUAAAAGUCCCCAAGUUAUCCCACUGGCAGGAUGGCAGGUUCAACUGAUUGCAUGGGUUUUCGUCUGCUGGCAAUGGAAGCACCUCAUAACAACUCUUGUACAAAACUGGCACGAUCUUGGGGUUUUAAGAAAGUGGGUUAUGGUACAUGAUAUUCAGAAAGGGGAAGUUAAAGAGAACAGUGGGCCUUCGUUGAGAGAGAUUGUUGAGCAUUAUAUCGAUGAAAGGUGGCCGGCUGACAAGAAGAGCGACAAUGCCACAAAGAAGAUCGAAGACACCAUUGACAGCGUCAAUGAGGAAGUGGAGAAGACAAUUUGCAACUUACCUGAGAAGAACAUGAAAACAAUUUCCCGCGAGGACGAUACAAAGGGAGAGGAUUAUCUCAAGGAAGUGGUAAGAAAGGUUUUGAAAGAAGAAAGAGAGAAGAAACGAGGCUAUUCCCUAAAAAUAAAAGGGCUAAAGAGGUGUAAGAAAGGAAAGCGAGAACACAUGGAGGAAGACGAUCUUGAAGGCGGGCUGAAAUUAGCGAUAAGAAAAGUUUUACAAGAGGAGAAGGAGGUGGAGGAUAUGCUGAAAGUUAUUAUCAAGAAAGUUUUCAAAGAGGAAAAAGAACGAGAAACACAGAUGAGAGACUCUUCAACUUCAUGUGAAGAAGAAAACAAAGGAGCUUUGCAACAAGGCACAGCUGUUAUGGAGAAUCAGAGCCCUUCACAGAAAGGUAGAAACAAUGGCAAAAGUAAGGCGAAGGAUGAAGAGGAGGAGCGAAAAGAAUGGAAGAAGCUGAAAGAAACAUUGAGCCGCUACAAUGUUUCAAUGGAUGGCAUUCAAGCCUUCCAAAAAUUUAGGUUCUACUGCGACCCUGGACAUCUUCCAUGGCCAUUGCCCGAACAAGACUAAUAAAGCUGUUAGAAUAAGUCAAUGACCGAAAUGGAUAUGUGUAAAUAGGUGUCAAUAGGAAUUGUUUACGUGAUCUUGAGUCAGUUUGUUCUUAAUAAUUUCAGUUAGGUGUCAAACUCGUUUGCAGAUUUAUAGGAGGAAUCUAUAAAUAUAAAUUGCUGUUUAUUUUUUAUGAAUAGCAUAAAUGAGCGCAUUAGAGAUUUUUAUUAA